AUGCAGACUGCGCAAGGGACGAAAAACCUCAACCGGGGUGUCAAAGAAUGUAUCCAGCGGCGCGGCAUCUCAACUCAAGGUCCGAAUGCAACAGGUGCCCAGCAAACCCUUAGUGGCACAGUUUCGAAGUACACACCUCAGGCCCAUCGUGCCCUAAUAGCGAUGUGCUGUGCCGUUAACAAGCAUCCAUUCAACUUCGUAGCUGAUCCUCUUUAUAUCGAGGAAGUCAAGCUAUUGCGCCCUGAUGUGAUUGUACCAUCACCACGCAUGGUGUCACACAAUAUCAACGAAAUCUAUACUGAGGGAUCGAAAAAUGUCAAGGAGUACUUUUCGGUAUGA
Molecule: messenger RNA, 339 nt
Organism: Suillus clintonianus
Lineage: Eukaryota; Fungi; Basidiomycota; Agaricomycetes; Boletales; Suillaceae
Exons: 1
Coding region: 1-339 (112 amino acids)
Source: RefSeq, a predicted model, not a curated record